GGGGGGAGUGGGCUUGUUUCUGAGUAUUUGUUUUCAGAGUCUCUUGAAAAUCUCCACGGGUCACUUCCACUUUCCAGAGUUUGAAAACCUCUCUCAAAAGGACAUUCUGCCGUUUGGAAAGACGGACUAUGUUGGGAACAGUUUAAGCCGCCCCUUUCCUGAGCUUGGACGCAUCGUAUGUUCAGGUCGAGACGCUCAGUUGUUGUGCGGAGACUGUGGCAGAGUCGUUGCCCGUCUGUGACGGGUCCCAAGCCCGGAGGGGAGAAUGUGGAUCAGGAGGCGCUGAGCGGCCUGAAGCUUGCCACCCACUCCCUCUUCAAGCGGCUGAGGGACGAGCAGCUGGAGCUGUUGGCGCUGGCGCUGGAAGCCCAAGACACCGAUGACCGCACCGACUGUGUCUGCUUCCCCAGGAGCGAGCUGCGGAUCGGGAAGCAGCAUUACUGGCCUCAGCUGCUGACCUGCAAACUGUUCCGCUGGCCCGACCUGAAACACCUUUACCAGCUCAAGUGCCUGUGCAUCUGUGACUGCUGCUGGAGGGCUUCUGGGAACAACACCACAGUCUGCUGUAACCCUUACCACUUCAGCAGGCUGUGUGAGCCAGAAACCCCUCCACCUCCGUACUCAAAACUGUUGCUAAGCAACCAUAGGAAGAGCGUCGAUGACCCAACUGAACGUGAGACCACACACCAACUCAGAAGGAAUGAGCCUACCAACCACCAGAAUCCAGACUGGCUGGAUUCCAGCUCGUUGCUGGUGGCGACCAGAGACGAGCACUGGUGCAGUGUGGCCUACUGGGAGUACCGACGCAGGGUAGGCCGCAUGUACGUCGUCCGCGAGACCUCCGUCAGCGUCUUCUGUGACCUGCCGCGCGGGACAGGCUUCUGCCUGGGGCACCUCCACGCCGAUGGGAGGCACGAGCUAGUGAGAAGGACCAGGGGCAAGAUCGGCGGUGGGAUCCUGCUGAGCAAGGAGGGCGAUGGGGUCUGGGCCUACAACCGCAGUGAGCACCCCGUCUUCGCCAGCUCACCCACACUGCUGAGGGGCCGGGCGCGGAGCCCCUCCGUGCACAAGGUGUUGCCCGGCUACUCCCUCAAGGUUUUUGACUACCAACGGGCCCGGGCCCUGCAGCGGUCACUGAGCCCUGAGCUCUCCGAUGGCCCCUUCGACCCCCACAGUGUCCGCAUCAGCUUCGCCAAAGGCUGGGGGCCGUCCUACUCCAGGCAGUUCAUCACAUCGUGUCCCUGCUGGUUAGAGAUACUGCUGAACCACUCCUAAUGGGGAAUCAGACCCCCACUGACACACAGGCACACUCACACACACACACACACACACACACACUCUGACACACACACAC
This is a messenger RNA of Chiloscyllium plagiosum (whitespotted bambooshark), 1354 nucleotides long. Lineage: Eukaryota; Metazoa; Chordata; Chondrichthyes; Orectolobiformes; Hemiscylliidae. The record is from RefSeq and is a predicted model, not a curated record.